ACCGACAACGUCGAGCACGACGACGACGAUGGCCUCGACGCUCCUCCGUCGUCAGCUCGUACGAGCUUCUCGUAUACCAAACUCAUCUUACAAUGCACCAUCUAUAUUGUCCCGACGUAAUAUCUCAAGCACGUCAUUAGUGCAAGCCGAACCAGCGUCCGACCCCAGCGCAGGAACGUUGAGCAGAGGAGCCAAAAGGGUGUUGGAGUCACAUACGGUGGAAGAUCUCCAGGGCAUGCAGGCUGCUGAGAUUUUGGCAGAGACUGGGACGAAGAAGGAUGCUCAGUUGAGGCACUUCACUGUCAACUUCGGUCCCCAGCAUCCUGCUGCUCACGGUGUGCUCCGAUUGAUUCUCGAGCUCAACGGUGAGGAGGUGCUUCGCGCGGAUCCUCAUAUCGGUCUUCUUCAUCGAGGUACCGAAAAGUUGAUUGAAUACAAGACAUACACUCAAGCGCUUCCAUACUUCGACCGAUUGGACUAUGUCUCCAUGAUGACGAACGAACUUGUAUACUCGCUUGCCGUGGAGAAACUCCUGAACAUCGAAGUCCCAGAACGCGCCAAAUGGAUUCGUACCCUCUUCGGAGAAAUCACUCGUAUCCUAAACCAUCUCAUGGCCGUUCUGACACAUGCAAUGGACGUUGGUGCCCUCACCCCCUUCCUGUGGGGUUUCGAAGAACGUGAAAAGCUCAUGGAGUUCUACGAACGUGUUUCCGGAGCUCGCAUGCAUGCUGCAUACGUCCGUCCUGGUGGUGUUGCCUUCGAUUUGCCUCAUGGUCUCCUGGACGAUAUCUUCAAAUGGUCCACUCAAUUCAGCUCGCGUGUUGAUGAGAUCGAGGAAGUUGUGACCGGAAACCGAAUUUGGAAACACAGAACGAUGGGUAUUGGUAGAGUUACUGCGAAGGAGGCUUUGGAUUGGGGUUUCAGUGGUGUUAUGUUGAGAGGAAGUGGUGUAGCUUGGGAUAUUCGAAAGGUCGCCCCAUAUGAUAAGUAUGACGAGGUCGAAUUUGACGUUCCAGUAGGCAAGAAGGGCGACUGCUACGACCGUUAUCUCUGUCGUGUCCAGGAACUCCGAGAGUCUCUUCGCAUCAUCAGCCAGUGCUUGAAUAAAAUCCCCACCGGCGCUUACAAAGUUGAUGACUACAAGAUCUCCCCACCACCACGAGCGUCGAUGAAGGAGAGUAUGGAAUCUCUCAUUCACCACUUCAAGAUUUUCAGCGAGGGCUACUCUGUUCCUCCUGGCGAGACGUAUACUGCUAUUGAGGCCCCCAAGGGAGAGAUGGGUGUCUACUUGGUUUCUGACGGCUCUAAUCGUCCAUACCGAUGCAAGAUUCGUGCUCCUGGGUUCGCUCACUUGGCUGGUGCUGAUUUCAUGAUGAGACAUGUAAGAUGUUUGACCGUUCUCGUGCUAUUUCUUGCUAACCUAGUUGACUUUGAUAGCAUUUCAUCGCCGACGUCGUCGCUAUCAUUGGUACUAUGGUGCGUCUAUGUAGCUUAUUUUGGAAGCUUACGAUAACUAAUAUAUGCCAUGCCAGGAUCUCGUGUUCGGCGAGGUCGACCGAUAAUAAUCCUAGACUUGUAGUUUACUUUCUCCUCAUCCUAUCUUUCGUCGGUGUAUUCCUCCUGCUCGAUUUUGUAAGUUGUAAGUGGCGUUGCCUUCAACCCUCAAACGAUUUGCAACGGAUGCUUGUCUUCCUUGCUCACAACAACCUCCAUGAGCAGUAAGGUCAUUGCCAGCUCCCCAUCCGUACUCUUCACUUCAGAUGCUGUACCGUGUAGCUGAGCUUUGAGUUUCUCAGCUAGCGUCGGAAGGUAUCCGCGCUCGGUGUUUGUGUGUCCGCCUACGGGUGCGGGAGGAUGAGACGCUAGCAUCAAUGAAAUGAUAUAAACUUACAGAGAACAACGUUGUGACCGGUUGCAAUGGCCGCGAGGACUUCAUGAUGAGACAUUUCUCCAGUAAAAUAGACAUCCGCCGGGGUACCAAGAAGCAUAGAACCUCCAGACCCAGCACAUAUACCGAUGGUACUGACAGAAUGAGUCUCAGGAUCUUGACCUGG
Somion occarium is the source of this 2054-nucleotide messenger RNA. Lineage: Eukaryota; Fungi; Basidiomycota; Agaricomycetes; Polyporales; Cerrenaceae. The record is from the annotation of a GenBank genome assembly.